CUUAUGACCAAGGAGAAGAAUAGGAAAACGAAAUAAGCCCCAAGUACUCAAAGAGUCCGAUAUUUCAUUUCAAUAGAAGUGUCCCUUACAACAACAUGAUCCAAGCUCAGUGGCUAGUUUGAUGUUCUGUCGUUCUUUCGUAUAGGAAGUAUCGCCAGGGGAUCAACACAAGGUAAAACUUGCAAAUAGAGAACUACAGAAGAAGUACUUUCACUUUCUAGUACUGGAAAUAGAUACGACAAGAAGUACAACAAACAAGAAGUACGACAAUUAAUAUACCAAAAGAUCACUUACCAGCUGGGUUUACAACUUUCAAUAUUUAUAUAGUGUUGGAUUGUCAGUUAUGACGAUCGUCUAAAACAGAGUCUUUCUUUCUUCGUGAAAGUGUCGGGUGUCGGAGAAGAAAGUUGACGAGAGUGAGAGCUCGUGUCUAUUCGUUUGAAAAGGAACAAAACGCUCUGUAAAAAGGUAAUCGUUUCGUUUGUGAUUUGUUUUUGGUUGGAGGAAGGAAAUCGGACUAAAGAGUAUAUCUGUAGUUUGUUUGUGAUGUUUGUUUCCUUAUGGAAUGGAGGAUGGAGUAUUUAAGUAUUUAAGUUCAUCGUGAUCGUUACGUUGACUUGAGUAAUGAAAUACUACAACUGAUAUCUCAAUCAUCCAAAACUGCACGGAAAUAAUAUUUUCUUCCCACCCAACCCAAAACUCUUUUCCAUCUAAUCACAUACGAAUGAUUCCUUCCCUAUGAUAAUUAAAUAAUCUCUUCACGCGUUGGAUUAUUUAAUUGGCUCAAGAUUUUGUUUCUGAAAUUCACUUUGGAUGAAUGAUCAAAGUCAACAUGAAUUGUUCCGAAUUAUGAAUGAAAAAUACCAAUGAAUUGAAUCUCACCGAGAACACAAAACCAACGUCACUCUGAUCUUUGCCACGCAGUAGAUCCAUCUCAAAUCCGGCCCGGUGUUCUCGCUCAACACCCGACACUGGAAGAUCUCCACAGAUCUGUUUUCGGUCCCUCGAUCACUUUCGACAGUGGCAGCAGGAGAGUAGGUUUCGACGAUCCACCGCACGACCAGAAACCUCAAUCGAAAUCAGUAUGGCCAGCAGUGGCGGAGCCAAGCGAUCGAGAGACGAACUAUCAGCAUCCGAAGAGGAAGCAUUGGUAACAGGUGAAGUUGAACAACCAAAUCAAGCAGAACAAGAUCAUCCCUUUUCGAGCGGAAGCGCAUCAAUGCAGGACCAAGACGAACAGGGUCCAGGGCCAUCAGGCCACAAUCCGCGUUUGACGAAUGCAACAGUCGUUGAUGGUAUCAUGAGCCCUACCGUCAACAACAAUUUUGGUCAUCCGCAGUUUGGAGCGCCGCCGAGCCAGCGACCGACGAUCCUGCCACCAGGACUCACACCAAGUCCAGUUCAACCGACACCACCAGGACUUCCUCCACAACUACCAUCAAAUAACAAUGGUAACACAGGAAAUCAGCCGCAAGAUGGGAAUCAGCGUAGCUCCCAUGGUCAAGAAUUACCUUCCAGAUUUGACCACGCCAUCGCACAAGAGCUGACUCGUUCCCGAGGUCAUCUAGCGCAGGGAGUUGUAAAUCUGGGAUCCAAUCAAGAGCAGAUCGCAACAGAGCAAAUGAGGCAGGCCUCCAUGUUGUACUCGGUUGACUCAGUGCUUCAACAGGGAGAAGAAAACUUCCAACGGUUUGCAUCUACUGCUAAUCACAACUUCCAGCACAACAUCGAUCUAGUCAAUGGAAGGAUUGAGAACAACGGUCGAACACUGGAAGGACUGCAAAAGCAAGUGGUUGACAUGCAGUCAAAUCAGCAGAGACAAGAGGAGAUAGCCACGAAAUUCAGCCAAAACAUCACAGAGGUGCAACUGCUCCGUGAUCAAAUUGGGAAUCUGACACAGAUGAUGAGUGCGAUGCAAGUGGGAGGUGGAGUUGGGAAAGGAGGACCAAAUUUCCAGGGGGAGCAUCAGCGUGCCUUCGCAGUGGAUAACAACGGACGUCCUCAACCAAUCCCAGCUGUGCACUUCAACAUUGGCACAGGCAACCACAGCGGGCACGGUACUCCGACUGUAGACGGACAUCAAAAUCAUAGAGUUCCACCACCUACGCCAGGUUCGAGAUGGUUCGACAGCUAUGGUUUCAACGCAAACACCGGAAAAGGAAGUGGAGGACCACCACAGCCACCUGUGUGUGCCGUAUGUGGUGUUGCAGGACAUGUUGCUGCAAAUUGUCCAACAUUACGCCACGAAAAUAACGGUGGAGGUCAUGUAGUACGAUGCUUUCAUUGUGGAGCAGUCGGACACACAGCUGCGUUCUGCCCUCUACACCCACAGCAGACGUAUAAUCAUGGCACGGGCAAUCAAAGCGGACAUGGGAGUAACUUCUUCAAUGGCAUUCCACAACCUGGCUUCUACCGAGCAAACAUUUUAGGAGACCACCUACCGAUCCGGAGCACCAGUAGGCAGAAUGAUGAUGGGGCAGUCAGAAAGAAGCUGUGGGAUUUCCAACAUCUAGACUUCGAGUCCAAAUACAUCGAAGACACUCAAGGACUUAGGGCGCCCUCUAGUCUAGUUCGCAAAAUGAAGGACAAGCUACCAGAAAGACAUCCUCCACGCCGUGAACACUACAAAUCAGUGGUUGAGUUCCUUUCUGCGCUCGAGAAUUAUCUUCUAGAAUGUCUUGCUACUCCUAGUGGAAACGCAUCCGACGCAUACUUAUUUCCCUGGGAGGCAGAACAAUCAAUCAUCGAGCAGAUUCUAUUCGACCACGACAAGGACUCGAGCAACAAGUGGAGGAACGUCUUAACCGAUCCGGUGAAGAAACGCCUUAGAGUCAUUGGAUUCGAUCUAGUAGAGCGAGGAACUCUGACUUUCAAGAACUUACGGCAUCGCCUUUUUGAAUGUUUCGGGGAUGACUUCAUCAUCAAUCGAUCUGAACGAGAAGCAUGCCUCAACUUCAAGAGGCUUCCAGGCGAAAGCGAAGCAGAAGUCAUCAGACGUUUCUGCGAAGUAGCACUCAAGGCAGGACCUGACUACAAUCCGUUCCCAGAGCACAAGGGAGCACGUGAUCGAGUCUGGCAAGAUUUCAAGCGUGUUGUGCACCCUCCACUAUCCGAACAUCUGAUCAGAGCAGUGCUGACGGAUCCUCUCUAUCGACACGUUAAUCAGGGCAUUGUUCAUUUUGAACAUCUCCUGGAAUACUUGUCCAUCACGGAACAGGCUGAGCAAACCGCAAGAUCCUCUUCGAGAGGAGCCUCUUCUAGUGUCGGCGCAGUGAAAGAACAAGUAGCACUAGUCGGAGAAGGGAGAGUCGCACUCGGGACAGAUGAUCAAGCAGCCGAAGAAAUUUACGCUGCGAGAGCUAAUCCGAAAUCAAGUACGGCUUAUGAUCCAUCGAGACCAGGAGGGCGAUGGGAUCAGCGACAGGGGAAUGCGGCAAAUGGAGGACACAACAACCACGGAGGUGGAAAUAAUUCUAGUGGUUUUCGUCCGCGAGGUAAUUUCGUCAAGAAAUCCAGAAUGUCAUGCUGGACUUGUGGAGGAGAUCAUAAGAAGCAAGACUGCGUGUUUCCUGAGAAAGUAUGUCGCAAAUGCUUCAGCGACAAACACUUCGAAGGCGAAUGUGACGUAGCUCCCAAAGAUCAGGCCGCUCAGAGAAUGCGAAAUCUCGAGUUUGCAAAACUACAAGUGAAGGACAAGGUUGGAGUGAUUCUAGAUCUUCUACCUGAAGCAGAAAAAGGACAAGUGAUCCUCACAGUUGUAGGCAGCGACGAGAGGGAGCGUGUCUUUGUGCUUGACGACGGAAGUCGCGACCACACCUGUUUCGAACGUGUCUACUGCGUCGAGACGGAGCCAGAGUCAAUCCCAAGUAGUGCCACCGAACCAGAACAGGUUGCCAAGGUGGUCGAGGCCAGUUCUUCUACAUCUUCUUUCCCCUCCACGGCAAACAAGGAUAGCAGGGGUGGAAAUGAUGACGUAGUGGUGGACAGACGAGGAAAUUGGUGUCCAGGCUCCAACUGCAUCACAUGGGCCAAGAUCAAAUGUGGGAAAUGCAACACAUGCUGGUGCCCUCGUCACGUGAGCGAGCACGACUGUGAAGAAGUCCGCGUCACAACGGAGAACAGUCAAAGUUUCCUGAGGGAAGCUCUAUGACUGGCUGCGUCCCGGGCACGACGUAAAACUGCGCCCUGCCGUGUUGACGGUGUACCCUCAAAAAGAAGAAGAAGAAGAAGAGAAUGAAGGAAGAGAAGGGGAAAAAACAGUGAGGAGGGUGGCAUCAGAAAGAGCUGAGACCACAAGAAGAGACAGGAAGUGACAGGGAGAACCGCCGCUGGCCGCGCGUCCGCGCGCGCCAUCGCAGGACUCAAAAAACCAUCAAAAACUGGACGUGGCGACAUCGUUGCUACGGGCUCAGCACGAGGAGGAGGCGGGGGCCCCUGUCACUUCCCCCCCCCAAAAAGAAAAAAAAGUAGGACCAUUCAGGGGGAAGCACUCGACCAAAGCAGAAGAAAAAGGAAGGAGAAGCAAAGCAGGAAGAAAAAGGAGAGACUCAAGGAAACGAAGAAAAUAAAAAAGAAGGAAGGGGAGAGGCUGGCCUGAAGCAAUGCAAAAGGCAAAGGGGCCCCAUGAUCGGGACAGCCGGCCAUGAUGGAACGAAAAAAAGGGGGAGGAUAGACGCUCCAGAUCUAACCUCCGACCAGGCGCCCUCUGGGAAAAGGUCGGAGACGCAAUGGCCACGAGGCAGAGGGCAUGGGAAUAGCCCCCCAAAACUGGGGCCCCACUUCUGUAGAAGCAGACGGGAAACGGAGGGGCAGGGCUCCGAGCGGCCCUCGGCGUAGUGACUGGACUGACCGAAAACAUGCCCCGGAACUUCCGGCCAGGGCGCCGGCCUCGGCGGUAAGCGCCCUGACCAGCCAAAAAAGACAACGACCGAAAAUAUACCCUGACCUUUUCGGUCGGCCCUUCAGUAAGGUCCAACCGGGGCCGCGAGCCGCCUGAUGAUCCGAAGGAGGCAAGAAUAAGAAUUAUCGGGCAAACAACGGCUAGGACCAGGCAAACAACGGCUAGGACCAGGCUGAGUAAGAAUGUGACUGGUGCGCGCCCUGGACCUGAAUAGAGAAAGGUCGAGCGAUCGGGUCGAAGUAGGGAGAUGAUUGCUCUAAGGAUAGGCGCCCCGGGUGUCUGAUCGUCAAGGGCUGGGAAUGAGGAAAGAUGAUCAAUAAAUGGGCGCCCAAAAGUGCGACCGAAAAAAGACCCGUAUAAUUUCGGUCGCGCUUUUCGGCCAGUGGAGUCACCAAGGGGGAAGGUGACCCUACAUCAGGAAGAGGUGAACAAAUGUCGCGACCUGGUCGCUGCCCAAAAGUGCGACCGANAGGCAGACGAGACGUCAGACCUCACCCUUGCGCUGUGUGAUCUGAGUAAAGCCUUUGAUCGGGCGAGAAGGGACAAGCUCUGGAGGAUCAUGCUGGAACUAGGUGCCCCAGCCGGAUACGUCGAGAAGGUGAGGAACUUACAUAAAAGAACGCGGAUGGUGUCGCAGUGGGGAAAGCACCGAGCAGAAGAGACAGCAAUCGACCUCGGAGUGUAUCAGGGGUCGCCAAUAUCCCCCUAUCUCUUCAUCAUUUACACGCUUGCGAUGAAUGAAGAAAUCGAACGAAGACUAGAGGGGGAAGGAUUGAGGGGAGUAGAAGUAACCAAGCCAGCAAACGCGACCGAGGAACCACGGAAAGGCUGGCAGAACAGCCAGCGCAAAUGGAAGCCAAGGGCGAAGAAGUGGGGCAAUCCAGCCCCCGAAGAGAGACAGCCGCGCAGAGGGGUGGUCCUGGAGCACCCAAGCGUGCGAGGGGCUGACAGAGACACAGACAGGGCCUUCAGCCUCACCAUAUACGCUGACGACACAAGCAUUUGGGGACACACGGUGGAGAAGACAGUCCGGGCGGUGGAGAUUUUCGAGGAAGUAGGGCAGGAUUACAACAUGAUAGUAAACAAAUCAAAAACGGAGAUUCUCACGCGGGAGAAACUGACCUACCAGGAGAGGAAGGCCCUAAAUGAAAGACUAGGAAACAGCGACCUCGAGGCAAAAGGUACAGACUUGAUUAAAAGAAACGGGCGUCUAGUAGGGGACAUCAUCAACAUCUACGGCGCCACACAGCCGGAGGUGGCUGACCGGCUGAACAAGGCCAAAAAGGUCGCGAGGAUGAUCAGCCCGCUCCUGAGAGAUGAGGACAUUGAUCAACAUGACAGGAAGAUGCUAGUCGAAGCCCUGGUGGACACCGUCUUACUCUACGGGCUCGACACGUCUAAACUGUCAGACCAUGACAUGGAGCAGAUGCAGCAAAUCCAGACAAAGCUGGUCCGGGUCGUGGCGGACCCGAAGGAAGAGAAGAGACUCGGAGAGGCCUGGGGAAAGAAGAGAGCGGCCCUACCGCUCACGGAUAUGACAAAGGAGGAGAUCCACGCAGCAUACAGAAUGGUGGAGAAGGAGCAGCGCCUGCCGCAGAAGGAGGCAGACAGGAGAGUCCGCCUCCCCACGGUUCGGAGCAAGUGGGAACGCCUGAGGCUACUGGCAAUAGUCGACAGAUACAGGGAGGAAAAGUGGGGCAGAAGGCUCGGCCCGGGGAUGACCCUCAAGGCCAACGAAGGGCCGAACACAAUGCCCGCCAGGAGAGUCAGACUAGGAGAAAGGGACAACAAGGAGGCGGAGAUAUGGAAGAAAUUCAAGGAGAGACUAGGGAAAUUCCUCCAAAACGAACCGGGGGAGGGGUUCCAUAACAUGGAAGAGCUGAGCGAGGUAAUAGAAAUAAUGCGGAAUCCUGAGAAGCUGGAAGAGACGCCACGCGUACAGACCUGGGUGGAGCGGCUGGGAAUGGCAGACGUGUGGGACCUCGUGACACGCUGCCCGCAGUCGAUCCACUGGAAAGAAUUAUGGAACGCGGCAACGAGAGUCCUGCACAAUACCAAAAGAGGAGAACGAGAAGACAGGGACUGGACGACAUGCAAGCACUGCGGGCAGGAAGGUUUUAAAGGCCCAAAGGGCCUAGUGGCGCACUGGGUAAGGACGGCAAAAAAUUGGAAGGAGGGAGAACGCGCAAGCUGUGGCUACCAGGCUGCAAGCGAAAGAGAGCGAGAAUGGAAGAAGGACCGCGGGGACAUGGUGGACGCCGGUGACCUGGGAAGGCUCUCACAUUUCCAGGAAAUCUACUUGGAGGAAGCAGGACUCAGCCCCGAGGAGGUGAAAGAAGUGGCGCGCGCAUCGCUGAAAGGAAAAAAGUGGCCGUACGUAGGAAACGGCAUCCACAUCCAAGACAAGCAAGAGGCAGAAGAGCUCCUCAAACUUGUGGAAGACUGGGAACACUACGAGCAGACGGGGGAAAUCAUCGACCAAGACAACCGGCGAGCCUGCCCCUGGGGGGUGAAGAAAUGCCAGGGGGCGCAGUCGGAUAUUCGCCGAUGUGGUAUGUGCCAGGUGAUGCACGGCACAGGCCAGGCGCACCAAAAGUGGCUAGAACAGGCCAAAAGGGUAAGAAAGGACGAGAAAAGGUGGGAGGCAUACCACGGGGCCAAGCGAAUGCGCUGGGACCCGAUGACAAAGGUAAAAGCGUGCCCAUACAAAGAGAAGGCGUGUGGCUGGCCGGUGGAGGAACCGGGAAAAUGGUGCGAAGGGUGUAAAAAAAUAGAAGGGGGAGAAAUAUGGGCCACCCACUGCAGGGAAGUAGAGGAGAGAAAAAAAAAGGAGGACCCUGCGGGGAAAGAGCAGGGGGAAAAAGCCAAGGCCCAGAGAAAAAGACAGAGGGAAGAGGAGCGGGACGAUAAGGCAAAAAGAGAGGCCCAACGUAAAGCCCAAAAGAGAGAAGAGACAGAGGAAAAGAGAAGGGAAGGAAAAAAGAGACCCGCGGUCAAACCGCUGGAGGGACUCAGGGAAGGGAAGAAGCCAAAGAAGCCCCCAGGGGCGGAAAAGGCUGGGGGAAAAAAGCGGCCAGCGGAGGAGCCGCUGAUAAACCUCAGAAAAGGGAAGAAGGGGAAGAAGCAGCCAGGAGACCAAGAGGAGGAGAAGGGCAACGCCCUCAAGAAAAGGGGGGCACAGAGCAGCCCAAUAGCAGGGAAGAGGAAGCAGCAACGAGAACAAAGAACAAGGCCGAAAGAGAGGAAAGGAGCCAGCACAGAAGUGAAGAAAAAAGAAGAGAAAGGGCGGAGACCUGGCAAAGGGACCGCUGGACGAAAUGAGGCCAAGAAGACCACGAAGGGAACAGAACAGCAAAAAAAAAAGGCCGAAAUGAAGGGGCCGCUUAAGGGGAGACCCCCCGAUGAAGGGGGAGGCAGUGCAGGAGGGUAAGAGCAAGCGAAACGAGCUCCCCUCGCCUCCUUGGGGUCCCCCGGAGAGGUGGCGGACGCGGGUCUGGCCUCUCUCUGCGGGGUCGAGUAGGGGCAAUCUUUUAUCUUAAAGAGGGCAACCCUCUUAGGUAAAACGAUUGCAGGGAUGAGAUGGCAUCCCGCCCCACCCGAUCGGUGGGUUUACAUCAUCAUCAUCAUCUAUGACUGGCUGGGCACUACUGUAAUUCUGAAGAAAAGGAGGAGGUGGCGGGAGACUUCUGCAUUACUAACUUUGUGGAAAGUCUUGCCGCGCAAGAAGAAGAGGAGAAACGAGGAGAACACAGUAGAUCAUCAGGGAGAGAUGAUGAAAAGGCUAACUCCACAGUAGAAAACAGCUCAGUACAAUGGGACGAUGGAUACAACAACAAGGUAUAUGUAGAUCUUCUUACUGGAGACCAUGUGACGCAGAUUCUUGAAGGUGCAGGAAUUGAGGUGGAAGUAGAUGACUCAGUCUCGAAAGCUGUCGGUCUGGGUGGUGCCACCUCUAGCAUUCUACGAAAGCAGACUCUCGCCUACAUCGUACGAAGAAUGGACCACUCCAUCUACUGUCUCGGUUUUACAUGGGGUUCGGUUUCUCAACUUGGACCAAAUCUGCUAGGUGAACUUCUGCAAGCCAUCAUCUACGCGUCAAUCGUGAGAACGCCCGGAAUGCCAAAACGGGUGGUCGGUUUUGACGGACGAUGGAUUUUGAACUAUGGCGACGAAAACCAAAUCGUGCAGAAAGUUUUUAACUUCAACCAAGUAGAGCUCGAACUUCUGAAAACGAUCCAGCAGGAAAAUCCUCGCAGUAAGUGGUAUCGUCCUGUUUUCUCGGAACCAAUACAACUUCCACCAGGCAUCACUAUGGAAGAUGCUCAGAAGAUGAGACCUUUUGACCCGAGAACUCUUGGAGAAUAUGCGGCAAUGCGGGGAAUUGCUCUAGAGCAAGGAAAUGACCGGACGCCAUUCCAAACUAGGGAAGUCGACGGAAGCAUCAUUGAGGCAAGAAUUGCUACUACAGAGGAGCAAGCAGCACCAAACAAUGAUGACGUUGACAUGUUCGGGGAAAGAUCAUCAGGGUCAAACGCUACCAGCGCGAGAGCAAUCGUGGCACUAGGACUGCCGGAAAAAGACGAGUGCUGGGAAGUGAAGGCAGAGCAACUUCGUAUCACAGGUGACGCUGGGGCUUAUGCCGUUUAUCGUGAAACGCACUACGGUCUGGAAUUCACCCCAGCGGUUCCAUCUUGGCUAGUCAACCGAAUACGACUAAGGAGGAUAAUAUUCGUGGAGCAACAAGAAAGAGCAUGUGCCGACCUUCGAUACGACUGGAAGAGAAGACGCGCUGAACUGGAACCCGUUCCACUUCCAAACGGAAAGAAGAAGUUCAUCACGUGCGACUACUACUUCUUCGUCUCAGACCAUGACGAGGUUCAGACCGAAUCUAAGAAGCAACAAAUACGGACCGAAAUGAUGAAUGGAGCACCAUUCGAUCCGAAAAGAGGAAAACUGUCCAGCGAAGUGCCAAAAGGAUGCCACAUCUUCGACGACCACAUUCUCUAUGAGAAUAUCGGACCAGGAAAAGUAUCGCCUCAAGUCCACAGUGCCCCGUCCGCGAGGGCUCUCCUUUCCGUACCCGGACGACUUCAAGACGUGAAGUGCUACACAUGCAGAGAUCUCAUCGACGUACCAGCAGCCGUCCGUGAAAUGUGUCGCGUUUUCGACAUCGAAGAGUUCGGAAACGAGAACUACUACGCUUUAGCGCCAGAUGUGAGCAAACGCGUGGUGCUCACAGGCUUCUCCACCGAACUACAGGAUAAAGUCAAUAAAAUUGACCUAGCGCACAUCCUUGGUUAUCUCCGGACCCACCCUCGUUGCAUCAUACGUUGCUCGACUGGAAUUGGGAUCUCGGUUGCUUUUGGCGAGAUCUUACAACGACGUCACAAGUUGGGAAUCAUGCACUGCAGCGUCGCUAACGAAUGCUUCGUGCACUCACUCUCGCUUUCAGCUUCGGGCACGGCAACUCGACUACACCACGACGAACAAGUUAGGAUUGCUUCCGCGUUGUCACCCAUGCGACAGCUCUCCUCAGCCGAGCGCAAGAAGAUUAGGCUGAUCCAGGAGAUUCUCUACCACCAAGGGAAACUAACGACGUUCGAGAACUGCCUUAAGCUGGCCAAGGACAAAAUCCGGAACGUCCCAGAAGUAGAACUUCGAGAGCUAGUCCGAGUCGCGCGACAUGAUAGCCUAGCUCGUCUAAGAUACGGCGUUGGUCCGAGAGUGCGAGAUCUCGGCAGUUUUAGCACUCUCGAAACCAUGAGGUCCGGUGGUGUCACAUUAAUUGACACGACCUUCGUCACGUGGCUCGGUUUCAUCUACACCGUAGUAGGUGUGCACUCCGUUGCGGACGGGAGGUCAGGAUUUUAUCUUUGCGGCACAAAGUGGAAGCUUGAUCCUAUCCUAGCACAAGCAAUCAAAGGCAAGAAAAUCACAGAAGAUGAAGCCCAGCGGAUCAAAGAUGGCAUUGUGCUGCAACUAGAUGAUGACCUAGCAGACCGUUUAAUGUCAGGGCGUGGCGCUCCUUCGAAGACCGAUAUUGCUAAAGUCAUCUACAAGGCGAUGGACAGAAAACUCAUCAGACGACGAAUUGUUGGAGAUCGUGGAGUAGAAAACAUCGCUCUGAUUGAUUUUUCGAUGCUGUCCAAAACAGGGCGUGAGAUCACCAUCUUGCCCAAGGGACAAAAAGUGCACAAGCUCGAGCGAAUCUUUCUUGCUCUCAAGACCGCGCUGAUGAAGUGUUUGCUCCUUCCUGAGUGUCAGCUGAUGCCGUUACAGUGGCUUCUCUACGAAAUAGCAGAAUCACUAGCAAACAUCCCAUCCGCUGCUUCUCUCGGGAGAACGCCGAACCAGACAUUCUGGGGUUUGCACGAAGGUGUACCAGAGGGACUCCUACAUCCUUUAGAUGCAGAAGUUGAAUACUUGCGCGCGACGACCUCUGAAGGACGCUUGCAGCAAAUAACAGAAGCUAGAAUUGUCAUCUGGAGCCAAGUCGCUGCGAUGUCAACAGACUUAGACUACGUCAAGGCCACGAGGAAAAUCAUCGCCAACGCACGAGCAGCCUGUCGAGAAUCUGAAGAGUAUCAGCCCGGACAGCAGGUAUUGGUUUAUGACGCUGUCUCGAAGACAAGUAAAGCCGGAGAGAUUGCUGCGCGCAUUCGAACACAGGGUCAAGAACCGUUUGACUAUGUCAUCAACCUACAGCGUGGUAGCACAGUGGCAAGAUCGAGCGUCAUUCAACCUAACGUUAACUUCAACUGUUACCUAGACAUCCCGAACGACCUGCAGCCACUAACCUUUCCUGACUUCAAACAAGACGGCCGGGUCUACGAUGCACAUCGUAAGUGGGAAGGCUUGAACCGACAAUCUGAUGAGCAUGAUUGGCACGAGAGCGCUAUUCAUCAACCGGACAAUGUGGGCCCUUUCUUCUCCCUUUUGACCCCAGGGGAGGGAGUGCAGUCCCAUCGAAGAAAUUUGUCGAAAAAGAAUCGAUCAGCUCUUGACACUAUAGCAGAAGAGGAUGAAGAGGAAAGGGAGGACGAUGCAGAUCCGCACGCCGAAGAUGGUGACAACGACGUUUUGGAACCGCGCGAGAAAGAUCUCGAAGGAGAAGAGAUCUUCGUCAUCGGAGAAGAACAAGCACCGGCAUCUUUCUCAUCCUCGAUCACGACGGAGGAACAGAACGCACUUGACGAGUCCGAAGUUGUUCUAGUAGGGAUCUCACACAACGAAGAGACUGGUGGUGAUGUAGGUGAAGAAGCCGACGAUGGUCCAAGCGACGAAUCUGACCAGUGGAAAACACACUUUCGAUUCCCGAACCGGGAAACGAGAAGAGCCCUGUGGAAACAUCUGAAAGAUGGAAAGCAGGGAGCCCUCAAAGAAAACGAUUUUGUGUACCAACUCAUCCACAAGGCAAUUCUCGAUGGCGCUGUUUGUCCGGUAACUCCUCAUAGUCUAGAACUUCAACGAGAAUGGAUUCCAGAAGACCAAUGCGAGGGAUUAGCAAACCCGAGUCUGCAACAAUCAGUCCGAGUCGUCUGGAACGCGAAGUCGGUCGCUAUAGUAGGAAAUGAAGAUGACUACAGACGUUUCGGAGGUGGCAUCUGUUUACGUUUUGUUUUCUGGGUUCUCGAUCCGACUAAAUCGUACCCCGAACACAAUCUCACCAGCAUUCUGGAACACGAUACGGCCAGACAUCCAGAUACUGUAAACCGUUUGCAGGGUGCCACGAAGUGUGAUGAUUUGGACCAUCAGUUCAUACGAUCUGCGACUGGCCUCAACCGACAGAAGGGAUACACCGCUUCGAUCGACAAAGAGUUCAAUAGCAUUUUCUCCGAAGAUUUAGUGGAAAUCUACAAGGAAGGGGACAAAUGCAGCGCAGAGCGAGUACUCACGUCGAGGGGAAUCGCCGGCAUCAAACUCGUCACUAGAUUCCACUACAAGAAUACACUCAGGCUUUGCCCAGGCGGACAUCUAAGUAGCAUCGAAGCCACCGCUGAAUCACCCACGCUGAGUGACCUUGAGUUCAAACUCAUAAUUUCUUCUCUCAGGAAGAUUCGCGGGCGUAGACUUCUUCGGAGCGGUGACGUCCCCAGAGCAUUCUUGAAGAAUCUACGUUUUAAGGAAGAGAAUCGCCCGAGGUUCUCUUUUCCUUUUAAUAUCGUAGACGAGGAAUCGCUGAACCUGCUGAAAACGAAAUACAACGUCGAUAAGAAGAGCAUCUUCACAAUGAAGAUUUCGCUGUAUGGACUUCGAGAAGCAGCACUCCUUUGGUUCCGAACGCUGACGCAGUUUCUCGAGUCCAUUGGUUUUAGGUCUACUCCAGAGUCGCCGUGCGUAUUUCGAGAUCGUCGUGGAAAUAAAGUGGGAGUGCAUGUAGAUGACUUGCUGUAUGCAGGCGACGAGCAGGGUUUUAAGAUCCUGAGCGAAGCGCUGAAGGCGCGUUUCGGUUUGACCUCGUGGUCUGACGCGAAAACCGGAUUCACGUAUACAGGAAGCCAGAUCAAAGUGUCCGAGUGCGAGCAGGAGGUCCGCAUUGGGAUGCGCCAGAAGAUUGCAGAAAUGCGAACCUCACCGAUUCCCGAUGGUUUCGACAAGAAAGCCGAUCCGAGCACUUUCGAGGUUCUUGAUGCUGAUGGAGUUGGAGAACUCAAGAGUAAGAGAGGCAGUCUGAUCUACAUCGGUAAAUCACACUCAGAGAGCACCUUCCCAGUAAGGUCUCUCGCCUUGGGGUCAGACGUCAAAAAGGACCACCGAUGGACCGAAGAGCAAAACCAAAUCAUCAACAGACUCAAACAACACAGUCCAGGAACGACGAUUGAUCUCUCGUACGAAGAGGAGUACAUCAUUGCCUUUCCGGACGCCUCUGGGCAAACGCCUGCUGUUGAGUCAGACGAUGAAGAUGCAGCUGCUCUGGCUGAUGAGGACAUUCGAACUUUCUUUCGAGAAAACAACGAGGAAGGGAUACUUCUAGGUGGCACUUUUGAGGAGAUCUUCACAGCUCUUGGACAUCAGUCUGCCACUCGCAAACGAGAGCAGAGGAGAAAGCGAGUUGGAGCUGUGAGUCAACCUGGAAACGCGACGAAUGAAAUCGUUGCAAAAGUUCAGAAGUUGAAACCGGUAUUAGGGUGCGUGAUUUUAUCUGUAUCUAAAAGUGACUGGGAUGAGUAUGAACGGAAACAGAAAGGUCUAAAGAGGGUAGCAACUUUGAAGGAGUUUGAAGCACUAGAAACAGUCGACAUUAGAUGCAGUUUCUUAGAUAUUGACACAAUCUUUUCGUCUCUACUUAGUGGUAGCUCCUACGAAUCAGAACUGCACGCGGCCGCAGAAGUAGUUCCAAUUUUGGAGGUAACGUUAUUGAAGUUGGAAGGUUGGGGACAUCCAACUCAGGGCAUACUUCUAUCUGACAAUAAGUCAGCAGUUAUGAGGAUCACUUCAAAGUCAGGCAUUGGCAUGUCUGACGCCGUUGUUUUUAAGGUUUUAGCAAAACUUAAGUCGUGGUACAUGACCACAAAUAUUGAGGUGGGAAGUAUCACUGAUAGAUGUAAUCCGGGAGAUACCGCCACUAAGAUUCAAUCAGGGGCAAAAUUUCAACACUAUCUGGAUGUUUUGAAAGGAAAGUUGAGAAUUCCUGUACAGCAAGCUACAGUUAAGAGAAGAACACACACCUGGGAGAAACCAUUUUCUCAGGACACUACCGAAAUUUAGAGAAAUAAAGUUGUACAGUAAUGAAAAGUUAUGAACAGUGAGUUUUUUUUUUGUUAAAGAUAUUUCUUCACCAGCCUGCAUAUGUUAGUAACCCGAAAGUUUUGUCGUAAUACUCUUGGACAGUAGACAGUAAGUAAAUGUACAUUUAUAUUUGUUUUGAGUGUGAGAAAAAUUUUAAAGUAAAAGGGUAAGGUCGAAAGACGGCAGCUUCUGAGGUUUUGUCAAGUUAGGAAAAACGGUAGAAAAGAAGUUUUCAAAUGAGUCAGUUAAGCCUUGAGUCUUGGAGAUCAAGGGGAUGGGUCCAGUUGAGAGCACUGGUAGUUUCUGCAAAACACAAACGGGAACAUUUGGGGAUGUAUGUCAUCUAAAAUGGUCUGGGCAGAAUGGAAAACUGCGUAAGGGAGGUUUUCAAAGUUUUAACAGGUGGGAGUUAAGGUGAAGGAAAAAUUGCAAUCAAGUUUGGAUUAUUUAAGUUCCGGAUCUUGUUUGAUCCUUGUAUACUUUAUGUACAGUCAAGAAAUUCGGGAAAUAACAGAGCACGGGGAAAGAAAUAGACUCUACUUAGAAAAACUCUUAUGUUAAUAGAUAAGAAAGAUAGCUGAACGGUAACAAUGAAAAAGGGUAGUAGAAAGAAAGAGUAAAUAGAAGGUAGAUAGACUAAGGAAAAGUCGGAAUGAGCGUUACUUUUCGUCUUCUGUUUUUCUCCACCCCCGGGGCACUGUUGGAUUGUCAGUUAUGACGAUCGUCUAAAACAGAGUCUUUCUUUCUUCGUGAAAGUGUCGGGUGUCGGAGAAGAAAGUUGACGAGAGUGAGAGCUCGUGUCUAUUCGUUUGAAAAGGAACAAAACGCUCUGUAAAAAGGUAAUCGUUUCGUUUGUGAUUUGUUUUUGGUUGGAGGAAGGAAAUCGGACUAAAGAGUAUAUCUGUAGUUUGUUUGUGAUGUUUGUUUCCUUAUGGAAUGGAGGAUGGAGUAUUUAAGUAUUUAAGUUCAUCGUGAUCGUUACGUUGACUUGAGUAAUGAAAUACUACAACUGAUAUCUCAAUCAUCCAAAACUGCACGGAAAUAAUAUUUUCUUCCCACCCAACCCAAAACUCUUUUCCAUCUAAUCACAUACGAAUGAUUCCUUCCCUAUGAUAAUUAAAUAAUCUCUUCACGCGUUGGAUUAUUUAAUUGGCUCAAGAUUUUGUUUCUGAAAUUCACUUUGGAUGAAUGAUCAAAGUCAACAUGAAUUGUUCCGAAUUAUGAAUGAAAAAUACCAAUGAAUUGAAUCUCACCGAGAACACAAAACCAACGUCACUCUGAUCUUUGCCACGCAGUAGAUCCAUCUCAAAUCCGGCCCGGUGUUCUCGCUCAACACCCGACACUGGAAGAUCUCCACAGAUCUGUUUUCGGUCCCUCGAUCACUUUCGACAAUAGUUAAUACUUUCAAGCAGUAUAUUAAGAAUAUGAUUAACUACAAUGGUCACAAAGACAAAAAAUCCUCGUUCUUGGGGAUCCUCCCGGGUAUUCCUCACCUGCCUGAUGGGACUUGUUCACGUCACGGUGGUGGAUGCUGCCUGGUUGGUAAAGAUCUUCUCCCCUUCCCAAUAUCCUACUGUCCAUGCGGAAGAAGGACCUUCCCAAGCGGAAGAAGGAGAAGAAGAGACGUCUGUUAUUGUUCCCGGAGGAACACCAGGCUCGUCCGCUCCGACCCGACGUGAUGGAGAAGCAGGUAAUACCUUUUACUGAGGACCGAGGACGUGGUCUCCUUUUCCUUUACGACACGAGAGCGCUUAUUCGUUGUAACUAGAUUCUCAUCUAGUUCUUCUAGUACAUCUUCAGAAGCUUAGACAAGCAUGGUUUCCGCCACCUACUUGUCAGAAACGAUUCUAGAGCCUUGUCAGAAACGAUCACUAGAUGAUGUCCGCAGUACAACUACUUAUUCUGCUCUUUUGUUGUACUUCUUCUUAGCUGUCCUGUGAUUAGAUUACGUAGUUUUACUGGUUCAGUGUUUGAAUGUAGCAUCGCUAUCCACAGUCAUCUGGUUCUUGAUGUCCACACUUAUAAAUAUUCCUAUAUUUCUUGUUCAGAUACCGAGCAGACUGGCUUCUUCCUUUUUAUUCCUAGAAGGUCAGAUAUGCCUAGAUUGGCUUCUUCCUUUUUAUAAGGUUGGGGCUUAGGUCCAGCGGCGCUCAAAGCACUAAGGCAAAGAAGCCGGUGAGUUUUCACCUCUAUCCCUAGGCCUAUCCCUUCAAACAAUACAUUUGCUCAGAUAUUACCGAGGACGCGCCUGACGGCGAACGGACGGAUUCUGCCGACUCAGGAGCAGACGGGAACGAGGAUGCUGACCGAGAGUAUGAAGAAGUAGGAGCUGAUGCAAAUGAACUAAAGGGAGAACUGUCCGACCCCGAGGAGGGCGAAAAAGAGCAACAACAACCAGGGGAGGAAGUAGAAGUAGAAGGCGAACUUGAGAGUCAGCCAGAGGACGAACCCGAAGGCCCGUCAUGGAAAAAAGCUGGAGGAUCGGAGGCUCCAGCAAGGGCGCUUCCCGCAGCUCCCCAUGCAACUCCGGUGGAAACUCCUUCUCAGGCACCCCCUGGUGCAGCUCCUCCUGUCGCUUCUGAUGCCGCGCCUGCUGCAGCUGCUUCCGCAGAUCCUGUUGCAGCUCCUCCUGUCGCUUCUGAUGCCGCUCGCGUGGCAGAUCCUCUUGCAUCGGCUUCCGCAGAUCCUAUUGCCGCUCGCGUGGCAGAUCCUCUUGCAUCGAGAAGAACAGCUGCAGCUUCUGGUGUAAAGUCCGAUGCAGCUUUUGUUGGCACCUCUCCUACGGUGGCUGAACUGGAAGCAUCUGUUACAGUGGUUGACCCAGCAUCUGCCACAGUGGAUGACCCAGUGGAUGACCCAGCAUCUGCCACAGUGGAUGACCCAGCAUCUGCCACAGUAGCUAACCAAGUAAAAGCAUCUGCUGCGGCCUCUGCCCCUGCAGGGGAGGCAACUGUUGAUGCAACCUCUCCAGCAAGUCAGCCUGCUGAGGAGGCUUCGGGCUUGUCACGACCAGAGGAGGCUAAGCUAGGACCUCCAGGGCAGCGACAAAGCAGCCCUCGUCCUGAUGAUGUGCUCAGACCUGCGGUGCAACAAACUAAAACUUCUGCAAUUGCAAAAGCUUUGAGUGCAGUCGGACAGGAUAUCCCAGAUGAGGUUCCUCGAGAAGAAGAUAGACAGCAGGAACCAUCUGAAGGUCCACAAGGUCCACAAGCUGGGGAAGGUCCAGAAGAAGGACAGCAGGAAACACCUGAAGGUGCAGAAGCUGGGGAAGUUCCAGAAGAAGGACAGCAGGAACCAUCUGAAGGUUCAGAAGCUGGGAAAGCUCCAGAAAAAGGUGGAGAGCAGGAAACACCUGAAGGUCCACAAGCUUGGCAAGCUCCAGAGGAAGGUGGAAUCGUACAAGAACAGCAGCCGUCCCCAUCAGAGGAAGAAGAUUCCUUUGCCGGAUUUCUAGACUCUGGACUUGGAGACGAUGUCGAGGAAGAGCCGCUUAACUCUCUAUAUCAAAAGUUUGCUCAUGCGGUUUUCUUCACUCCGCGAACAGGAGGUGGUGUCGGAGAUCGUGAUCUAGGACUCGGAGUUGGACCAUUUCUAGAUGAAGACUACAACUACACAGAAAGAGUUGACGGAAUCUGGCAGCGCUUUAGAGAUCAUAGCGCAUGGAAAACAUUGCUGCGCAAACGCGAAUCAACGAGUCCUUUGGUACUAUGUUUUGAUUUUCUUCCUGAAAUUGAAAUUCCUUUUGCUUGUUCUUGUUUAAAAAUAGAAGUUGUAAGAACUCCUCUACUACGUACUAGUGCUGUUCCUCUAAGUGAAAUAAACAGCAAGAGAACGUCGAAGUGGCUGCAGUGGCUGCAAGAACUGUAAAAAUGAUCCCUCUUCUAAUUUCACGACAGAUGCAAACUAUCAUCGGGAAACUCGAAGGCCUUGUCGCGUCCCACAGGAGCGGAGCAUCUGGCGGAGGACUCGAAAUCACGAGGGACUUGCGCAAAGUCGUAGAGGAACUGAGGAAAAAUAUUACCCCGGAAACGCUGCAGCAGGCUUCUUCGAGAGAGGCGAGUGAAGGACAAGCACUGUUUGCCAUUCUCAACGAUAAUCACGUUCUUCUAGAGAGUCGUGAUCUUGCCGACACCAGAGACCAUAUCUUCGAGGACAGUAGCGAAAGAAGCGGAAACCUAACGGCGAGUAAAAGGGAAGCCCAUGAAGAAGAACGCGAGAGUGUGAGAUAUUUCACGUCUCGAGUAAUUGGACUCUUGGGAGCAACUGUCUUCGACGAGAAUGAAGUGCAGCCUGGACAGGGGAUGCCGGACUUUCUCUUAUGAGAAGAUGUCGAAGUCGAAAAUCUAAAUUAUAUAUAAGUACAUGAUCAUAAAAAUAAAGAUAAACAUGAUGUAGUCUUUUUUCGGUUUUUGUUUUUUCUAGUUAGAUAUGCUCCACCAACAUAAACGUGAUGUAGUCAUUCCCUCUAGACGAGAAUGAAGUGCAGCCUGGACCUCUAAGAGACGAUCGUUUGAAUAGUCUGCAACAAGGUUGCACGCUGCAAGAGUUUUUUGGCCAUGCUUUGACGCUUUUGUUUGCAACGGAAAACGGAGGAGUGGACGAGGAACUGCUAGAGCUAGCGAGCGAUCAGUUUUUCCCUCUCCUGGACGAAAUGCGGAAGAAGCCAGGUUUUCUCCACGUGAUACAAACCGUCACGAUCAUGUGGUGGAAGACGAGAGUGGGCUCUCUUGCUGAAGAAGAUGCAGCACAUGCGCAUGGCCUCAACGUGGGAGGUGAUCAGUCUUCAUCUGGUGCAGCACGAGAUGGCUUAAUAAUUUAAGGCAGCUGUAAUUAUAUACAACAACUCUAGCAAUUACUCGAUGUGGAAAUACUGGCUCUGAAGCUUCCUCGGUACUACGCCUCAACAUUAGAGGGAUAGAAAUCAACACUGUUCAAGAUGUAAUAUGCGUCUCAAAGGAAGGUGGCUCUCUAUCUCUAACAAAGGGGGACGGAAGUUGUCUUGGAAAAAUUCGGCAUUGUUUCGUUGUAUGCGACUGUGAGGCACUACUACUUGCGAGCGUUCGACAGGGCACGAGCAGCCAACUGGCAGGAUGAUCAGCUCACACGCAUUGCCAUAGCCCUGGGAGUCGGUCACAAGAUGAUGCUUGACUAUCAACCGCGGCUCCUGUCAAUAUACAACAACUUGCACGACGAUCAACAACUUGCACGACGGAUUUACAUCACGUUGCAAGAGUUCGAGCAGUUUAUUGUAGAGAAAACACUUGAACAAGCAUUGGCGGCAGGGGAACAACGUAGCAGCAGAAGUUAAGGACGAUGACCUCACGCGAGAACUUGUAAGUAGUUGUAACAAAAUCAAAAGGUUCCUAGAAAAUGAUAUUACGACGAGAAUUCUCAGUUCUAUUUUUUGUUCGCCACUGCUACAAUACUUCAAUUUUUGCUUCUUGAAACCCGAGCGCUAAGAAAAAGACGGCGAGAACCAACUCAUCGGCGUCGACGUGGAUGCCGAUGAACAGUAUCAAGAAUCACAACUGUUGGAUCGCUACAACAAAUGGGCAACGGAAUAUAAUGGGAAACAGAAUCGCACACCACCGACACCAGCACCACGUCCACGUCGAGAACCAGACCAGUACGGAGGUGGUGGGCCACCUGAUGGCUCUGGAGGUGGCGGGCCACGUGGUGGUGGUGGCGGGCCACGUGGUGGCGGUGGAGGAUCCGGUGGCGGUGAUGGCGGCAGCGGCCAUGGGCCACGUGGUGAUGGUGGAUCACGUGACGGUGGCGGAUCUCGUGGCGGUGGCGGUGGCGGCAGCGGCCAUGGGCCACGUGACGGUGGCGGGCCACGUGGCGGAGGACGUAACCCUGGUGGAGGCAAUCAUGACCUUUUUGGAGCUCCUGCUAGCACUAUCGGGAAUGGUCUUCCUAAUAUCUUCAGGAAUAGAAGUACGACAAGUACUAUUUUCAGGAACAACAUUGGAGGAGCACGUGGAAAUACGAGCACUAACAACAGUGGUGGGGCAGCUGAUGCUAAUGGUCUGAUUCUUUCAGGAACUACAACUGGGCCAAACAAUACGGGAACCCCUACUGUUUUCCUACCGGCGACCACACGCCGGAGUUGGAAAAACUGGGAAAUCUCUCUGGUCGUCAUCUUUCCAACGCUAGCGCUCAUAGCACUAAUUCUCCUCGGCAUCUACUGCUGUGGUCGUGGAAAAAACUAGACUCAGCUGGUGUCGAAAUCGGAAUAUACUACUGUGGUCGUGGAACAAGAAACUAAAAAAGUAGAUCAUGUCGUGGACUAGGACUAUCAGUUGAACAAGUUUCACUGACAGUCUCACCAGAAAGAGCAGAAAAACAGAGGUACUCAAUAAAGUGAAGGGGGACCCAACAGAGGAAAAGGAACGGCAAGACCUAGUACUAGACCUAGUUGUCAACUACGAUUUAAACUUGAUAGGUUAUCACUCGGUCAUCUUGCCCUUUCAAUAGAAAGGCACAAGGGGAUUGAACGGCCUCAAUCACGUUUGACUAACGUAUCACGUGGCAUCAUGACAUGACACACUGUAGAAAAAUAUAACUGUAGUGCUGCUGAACAGAAAGCAGUGCUAUCUUGUUAUCGAAAAACUGUCUCGCAUACGCAUUUUUCGGAAACUGAGUUGUAACGAUGUGCUAGUAUAAGUUGUAAGAGUUGUACUGUAAAAAAGUAUGACUCAAGAUGUCAUCACUUGCAGAAUAAAAAUGCCUUAUGCUUAUCAUUAUAAAUAUAUACCUUGCAUGAUAUGUGAAUGUUACGAGUCUGUGUGUAUGUUGGCGCACGACACUGUAUGCUAAAAAUAGGUAAUGUAAUUGGUGCUUGUAGAAAAAAAAAGCACUGGUGCUUGUAGAAAAAAAAGCACUAGUAUGAGAUGAAGUAGAUGUAGUUUUUGGUGUCCUUCUAUGUCUAUAGCUCGCUUGUUUCGUAGAUGGUACAUACUAUGAAGAAUAAGGCUCUAUUUGUAGUACAAAUAAGCUAUAAUAGUACUGGCGCGCCCAAGCGAGAUCUAUAGUACUGGCGCACAAGCGAAAUCUAGUAUUCCAUGCCCCCUCAUGAAAUCUUCAUAACUACAGGGGGUUGAGCGUCGGCGCGUUUGAUAUAUACCUCAGAGAAGUAGGUACGUCACCUCUUCUACCGUCUUGAUCAACAGGUCAAGAGUAGGUACCACGUAGCAGGGCAGGCACCAUGUUGAUCUGUACCCCUACCAAAACAAGCAUGUAAUGUAACAUUAUGGUAAAUCAAAGUCCUUCUUCGUCUUUAAUUAUACAACUAGUUCGUUGAUAGUAGAAUAAGAAGAAACGAAAAGGAUUGACCGUAUCUAUAGGUCUUGGUUAUCGUGAGCUGCAACUUUAGUUUUGAUAUAAAGAGCUUGGGGCGACAUACAGUGAAGCCCGCCAUUGCCAUCACCAAUUUGUGACGCUCACUAGAGGGUACUUUAUCUACUUUCAAUCACGUGAUGUAGCAUUAGAGUAUUCAUGCACGUUUUACCAGUGACCUAAGUAGUUGUAGUCAUGCUUCCACAUCGUCAGCGCCCGCUUGUUUUUUUCAUUUCGUGCACCACGACUGGAGGCCUGACUACUCCGUUUCAAUCCAAUGCGUAGAUAACACCUAGAUUGUUGAUGUCAUGUACCACCAAGGCCAAGGAUAGGCACACCACUUCAAAAGAAGUUCAUCUACCACGACUGCUGUACUAGGGAGCCGUUUUGUGUCUGAACAAGUAAUGUACGAUGUACAUCUCCACCUCGUUAUAAUAGAUGACUCGUUCUUCUUCAAGAGACUCAGAUGAAAGGAAGACUUCAGUUUAAUUAUCCAACGUCAGAACGCUGUUGCAGACACAAUUCUGACUCUCCAACUUCAUAAGUAGAGACACAUUUUUGAGAUUGUGGUCUUACCUACAGUUGGGACACGCACUUGCAUUUUGACCUGUGGUCUAAGGAGAAAAAACACGCUUGAAAAAAUUGAGCACUGCAGUUUCAUGGCCUUUCAAGAGGAAAUGCUGAGCCCAUUUGCAGAAUGGAACUAUCGCAAAUUUCAUUUUUUGAUGCUUUCUUGCUUGGCCGACCUCACACGA
This is a messenger RNA of Amoebophrya sp. A25, 22722 nucleotides long. Lineage: Eukaryota; Dinophyceae; Syndiniales; Amoebophryaceae. The record is from the annotation of a GenBank genome assembly.